Molecule: messenger RNA, 3587 nt
Organism: Spodoptera frugiperda (fall armyworm)
Lineage: Eukaryota; Metazoa; Arthropoda; Insecta; Lepidoptera; Noctuidae
Product: synaptotagmin-10
Exons: 11
Coding region: 236-1549 (437 amino acids)
Biological process (GO): cellular response to calcium ion; calcium-ion regulated exocytosis; regulation of dopamine secretion
Cellular component (GO): membrane
Molecular function (GO): calcium ion binding; calcium-dependent phospholipid binding; clathrin binding
Source: RefSeq, a predicted model, not a curated record
CAAACAUCACUGACAGUUGCUUGAUAAAAACCACACAAGAUAUACUCGUAUUGGUACUGAAAUAUUUAUUACACUCGCUAGUAUUGCCACUAAACUUGUAACGGCUCGUAAAGAAAAUUUUGUAGCACCCUUUGCUGUACGCAAUAAAGGCGUGUGGCCAGCUGAAAGUUUGGAAGGCCCAGCGACUGUCCGCGGCAGCUCAGUAGACUACGCCGCGGCGCUGCUGCUUGCUGCAAUGGCUGCUGUUCUUCUAGCCGCUGUGGGCUACCAAUGUGCUGCUACCUGGAGGUGGAUCAUGGGCAGAUCACUUUGGUGUAGGACACGUCGAGACUCGGAGGAGAGUAACUGCGACUCCCUCUCUCGCCAAGCUGCCAUCCGCAUCAGUCACUCUCUACCUGAUCUGCAGACUGAGCCUCUGAAGCAGGAGUACGUUCAGGAGCAUAAGGAUCCUGCUAAGAAGGUUCUUCGCCAGACGACCCUGCCAAUAGUGCCAACGCGUCACCAGACCUUCCAGCGCCAGUUGUCUCAUCGUCUCGACCUGCCCUCGAUCCAGUUCAGCAUUUGCAGCCUGGAGCGAGCUGAUUCUUCUAUUGGACUAAUUAAGCCGGAAUUGUACAAGAACGAGUUAGUUCGCCAGUCGUCCACUGAGAGUGCUGAACUCGAGUUCUGCGGCAAGCUGCACUUCGCACUCAAAUACGACCAGGAAGUUGAGGCUCUCGUUGUCAAGAUAUUCGAGGCUCGUGAUCUCCCCAUCAAGGACGUGACGGGCAGCAGUGACCCUUACAUCAAGGUCUUCCUACUCCCUGACCGUAAGAAGAAGUUCCAGACCAAGGUCCAUCGCAAGAACCUGAACCCUGUGUUCAAUGAGACCUUCUUGUUCAGCGUUCCAUACGAGGAGCUACGUCAGCGCUACAUCCAAUUCUCUGUGUAUGACUUCGACCGGUUCAGCCGACAUGAUCUGAUCGGCCAUGUGGUCCUCAAAGGUCUGCUGGAGUCUGCUGACCUGCACCAGGAGAUUGAGUAUACCAUGAACAUCCUGGCUGCUCCACAGGAGAAGAAAGACCUUGGGGAGCUGAUGCUUUCGCUGUGCUACCUGCCGACUGCAGGCCGACUGACUGUCACCGUCAUCAAGGCUAGGAACCUCAAGGCUAUGGACAUCAAUGGAUCCUCAGAUCCCUACGUCAAGAUCUGCCUGAUAUGCCAGGGUAAGCGCAUCAAGAAGAAGAAGACGACUGUAAAGAAGAAUACUCUGUCACCGGUCUACAACGAGGCCCUGGUCUUCGACCUUCCAGCAGAAAACGUUUAUGACGUCACGCUGCUGGUCAAAGUCAUUGAUUAUGACAGGAUUGGCCCCAACGAGUUGAUCGGCUGCUCUGCAAUUGGAUCUACUUUGAUUGGCAUCGGCCGCGACCAUUGGCUGCAGAUGCUGGACAACCCUCGCAAACCAGUGGCGCAAUGGUAUCCCCUGAACAAAAGCCCUCCGGCUAACAUCACGAUACCUAGCAAUGAUGCCCAGAAUUCUGGACUUAGCUGCUUGAAUGGAAGAUGAAGAGAUGGAAGACAAAGGACUGAAGAUUAUCACCAUCAAUUAACGGUGUCGACUCCGUGACGUCACUUAGCAGGUAUACUCGCGAUGCCAAAACGUCUUAUACUCGUAGUAAGUUAAUGUGAUUAUAUAUUAAACGGUUGUAUGUCCAUUUACCGUAGAAAAGAAAUGAAUCAAAAAUCAAUGUUAAGUGAUAUUGAAACGUAGCGAAAGCGUAUAUGUUAAAGCGAAAUUAUGUAUGUAGACAUAGAUAUAUGUUGAUGUAGAAAAAAAUGAAUUUAUCCAAUAGACGUUCUAAUUGUUUAUAGAUUGAAUAUUAUUUGUAGUAAGUAGUUUUGGAAUAAUCCAAUGUUCUCAUAUCAUUCUCAUACAUUUCCUACGUCUGUACUUUACUGACCAUGUAUUUUAUCAAGGCUAUAUACAAUGUUACUUCUAUUUAUACCUUGGAAUACGCACACUUCAAAUUCAAGACUUAUCACACAUGUACAUAUUAUAUACUUAUUAAUGUUGUAUAGUUGUUGUCUUUAACGAUACGCGUAUUUUAACCUGUCGUCAUAUCUUGUAAAAUCUGAUACGUUAAUCUGAAUUCAAAGUAUAUAUUCAGCAGAGUUGAAAUUCCUUUAAACAAUGAAUGUUGCAAACAUUCUUUUGUCGGACAAUAAUGUAGAUGGAAAAUAAAUAUAAUAUGAAUUAUAUAUGCGACAAAAUAAAACUAUGUUUUUCAGAGUAACAGCACAAUAUAUGAAGAAUAUCAUUUGUUAUAUAUUAUAUAUGUUACUUGAAAUUGUAAGAUGAAAAUGAAGCUUUAAAUCGUUUUAAAAUUAAAAUAUAUCUAAAAUAUAAUAUCAUGUAUUUAAAGUAUGUAUUGUAUAUGAAUAAAUUUAAAAUUACAUUAAUAUAAAAAAAUAUGUUUAUUGGAAAAUGAACAUUGGAGAUUGAUUUAUGGAGCAGUCAAUGUACAUUUUUCAUGUGGAGCAAGAUAUGAAAUACUAUAAGCGGCGGCGCUGCCGUCGCGUCGAUUUUAAAAUAUUAUCUUUAAAUUGACAUAUUUAUUACUGUGCACAUAAUACACGGAGCGUGUGUUUUUAAAAUUGAAAGAUUAUUGUUAAAAGUAAUUUAUUUCGAUUCACAUGAAUACCCUAUCUUUUUCAAUUGGAUGUAGCUUAAAUAAAAAACUUUGAUAUUAUUCAAUUAUAUGGCUAUUUUACGAAACCUGUACGUUCUGGGAAGUAUUUAUUGAUGUAUACCCUAUAUACUUAGACAUAAGAGUAAUUUUAAGGUUAGAUACCCUCUCUAUGCUGCUAAUUUUCUACUGUUAUUGUAUUGUGUCAUUAAAAGUUCAAGAUUUUCCUAUAAAAAAAAGAUUAUAUUUUUCCUACGACUUUCAAUGAUUAAUGGUACUUUGCGGAUUUUGUGACGAACGGAAUCGGAAAGUAAUUAUUUGGCGAUGACGUGCUAAAUCAACGUUCAAGGAUUUUUAUCCACGUAUUUAAAGAUGAAAGAUCAAAAAUAUUUUGUAAACUGUAAAUAAUUAUAAAAUGCAAAGAUUUUUUUGUUUACGAGGUAAAAGCUUUGUAUUUGUAUAAUCGUGAGUUUUCCUCGAAAAAUCUUUCUGUAUUUUACCGAAAUAUAUCGUAUUUACGAAAUACCCAGAGGCCCUGUAAUUCUCACUUCCUGGCACAUUGUUGUCGGGGCAAUUUUAUAGCAGAGAAUUCUGUUUUAUUCUUUGAGAUAAUUUAAAGCAAGUUGCAUCUUUCAGUGCACAUAUAUAAAGGGUGGUUCUCGUCAGACAUUUCGGUCAUUGACCUUUGUAAAAAUACUCUGGACGAGUAAAUUACACAUAUUCUUUUUAAAGUUAUUUAUUAUGGACAUUAUAAUGGAAAUGACAGUACAAGAGAUGGUUGAAUGAGAGGCAAUAUUUUUGUAUGAGACUAGGAUACUUGUCGUAAACGUUGCUAAGUCUUUAUACUGUAAAACUGUUUAGAUUUAAGUGAAUGUAAGUAAUUAUACUGAUUUAUGAAUAAAAUGUUGACAUUUUUAA